Molecule: messenger RNA, 2497 nt
Organism: Talpa occidentalis (Iberian mole)
Lineage: Eukaryota; Metazoa; Chordata; Mammalia; Eulipotyphla; Talpidae
Gene: OPCML
Product: opioid binding protein/cell adhesion molecule like
Exons: 7
Coding region: 230-1249 (339 amino acids)
Source: RefSeq, a predicted model, not a curated record
GAUGCAGGAGGGGGCAUCUGGUGGUGCUAGACUGGAAAGCUGAGGCAGGAGCUGAGGAAGGAUCUUUAGACUCCGGAGAGCCUGGACUCCUUUCUUCUUCCCCUUCCCUGCUUCUGGCUAGCUCCGUCCCUUUCCUCUGCCCGCACCACUUCCUGAGACCCGCUGGAGAGUGGGGCGGGGGACCUGGACCGCGCCGCUCCGGAGUUCUGGGAAGUUGUGGCUGUCGAGGAUGGGGGUCUGUGGGUACCUGUUCCUGCCCUGGAAGUGCCUCGUGGUCGUGUCUCUCAGGCUGCUGUUCCUUGUACCCACAGGAGUGCCGGUGCGCAGCGGAGAUGCCACCUUCCCCAAAGCUAUGGACAACGUGACGGUCCGGCAGGGGGAGAGCGCCACCCUCAGGUGUACCAUAGACGAUCGGGUCACCCGGGUGGCCUGGUUGAACCGCAGCACCAUUCUCUACGCCGGGAAUGACAAGUGGUCCAUAGACCCUCGUGUGAUCAUCCUGGUCAACACCCCAACCCAGUACAGCAUCAUGAUCCAGAACGUGGACGUGUACGACGAGGGCCCGUACACCUGCUCCGUGCAGACAGACAACCACCCCAAGACCUCAAGGGUGCAUCUCAUAGUGCAAGUUCCCCCACAGAUCAUGAAUAUCUCCUCGGAUGUAACUGUGAAUGAGGGAAGCAGCGUUACUCUACUGUGUCUUGCUAUUGGCCGACCUGAGCCAACCGUGACCUGGAGACACCUCUCAGUCAAGGGUCAGGGCUUUGUGAGUGAGGAUGAAUACCUGGAAAUCUCUGACAUCAAACGUGACCAGUCUGGGGAGUAUGAAUGCAGCGCCUUGAAUGAUGUUGCUGCACCUGAUGUGCGGAAAGUAAAAAUCACUGUAAACUACCCUCCCUACAUCUCAAAAGCCAAGAACACUGGUGUCUCAGUUGGUCAGAAGGGCAUCUUGAGCUGUGAAGCCUCUGCGGUGCCUACAGCUGAAUUCCAGUGGUUCAAGGAAGAAACCAGGCUAGCCACCGGCCUGGAUGGCAUGAGGAUUGAGAACAAAGGCCGCAUAUCCACUCUGACUUUCUUCAAUGUUUCAGAAAAGGAUUAUGGGAACUAUACUUGCGUGGCCACAAACAAGCUUGGAAACACCAACGCCAGCAUCACACUGUAUGGCAGCUCCUCCAGUGGCUUUGAGGAAGAAUGUCCUCAGCUCUCCGUGUUCAGAGUAGAUCCAGCAGGCGAACAAGAGCUGACCUGACCUUUCUGCAUUAUCUCCUGGGACAGGAUGGGCUCAGACAGCAAGGAGACCUGUGAUCCAAAAGAAUGGCAUUGAAAACUACACAAGGUAGUGCCUCUCUUUACCUGUGCUGCAGGGACUGACCUACUGAGAGGAUGAGCAAGAGGCUUCAACAUUCUCACAGACCUGCCCUGCCUCGUUCGGAAAACUCUUUCAGGUCCACACCCUAAAAAAUAAUAAAUACAAACUCUGUAGAGUUUAUUUCCUCAGUGCUUAAUUGAUACUCUUCUUCCAAUAUAAGUGGCCUCUGUUUCCAUUCACGAUGAGAUACACAGUGGGGGUUCAUAUAUACAAAUAUACAUGAAUACAUGUAUACAUAUACAUACAUCUAUGUGUAUAUAUGUACAUACACUCACAGAUGUAGGCUUUUUGGCAUACAAAAAACUAGGCAUUAUCAUUAGACUUAGAGCUGGUGAGAGUGAAAUGACUAUUACAUUUUCUGACUAUGAACAGAUAUCUGCAUUUCUCAUGAUCUGCCAGGACAUCCAUAAAGGAUGUCCCCAAAGUAGUAUAUCCCUUCUGGGCCCCAGGGACAGUCACUAACAGUCUGGGAGUCAGUAUCAGGUAGGACACUGUGUUUUAGCUCUGUCACCACACUCAGCACCAGGAGUAGGGUUGCUGACAGACAUCGUAUGAGAACUGAAGGUGUCAUGUGUGAGUUCUACCAAUGAUACAUGUGUUACUCUGCAGUAUUAAUGAGUGGAGGCUGAGGGAGUGGAUGGUCUGGAGAACACAGUGCUUGCCAUGCUCUUCACUCCUAGACUUGCUCUUGAGGGGAGUCUUUCCUCCUCUGGCCAGGAAAAUCACCAGAAACUUUGGGACACAAGCAAGCCAGGUCUCAGAGUUACUGUGGAACUCGGCUCUGCCCUUGUCUCUGGUGGUUACCAAUUCCAGCCACGUUUCAAAGAGAAAAACUCCGACAGUCAAUCCGCAUCUGUCUGGAAUAAGGAAAACCAAGUAAAUAAGACCCAAGGAAACUGGGACACUGGGAAAAGUGAUGACUCUUCACAACAAAAGUUCCAGUUGCUGUGCUGCUUGGGUCACAUGAGUGGGGAUGGAUGCUCGUGACCAUAGCUGCUACUGGACAUUUUGAAGCCAAUAAACCAGUAACUGCUUACUAAAGACACUAUCCACACUUCCAUAUGCUCUUAUCACUUCAACUAUGGAGCGGAGAUGGAUAAGCCCAGCUGGAUAGAUUUUUUUUUUCAA